Messenger RNA from Lathyrus oleraceus (garden pea), 1356 nucleotides. RefSeq names its product proline-rich receptor-like protein kinase PERK1. The coding region runs from base 1 to 1212 and encodes 403 amino acids. NCBI's taxonomy places the organism in Eukaryota, Viridiplantae, Streptophyta, Magnoliopsida, Fabales, Fabaceae. Gene Ontology annotation, molecular function: ATP binding; protein kinase activity. The transcript has 7 exons. Gene Ontology annotation, biological process: protein phosphorylation. The record is from RefSeq and is a predicted model, not a curated record.
AUGGAUCCUUUAAGCAAGAGGUUAGGGUUUGAAUCACGAUACUUGUUAAUAGAAUAUAUUGUAUUAGGAGAGAUAUUGGUAUUCAAAAGAGUGAAUGAUAAUGGUAUAUAUUGUGCAGUUGAUCCUUAUGGUGGUCCUCCAAAUCAGUGGCAACAUAAUUCUCACCCUCCUUCAGAUCAUGUAGCCUCAAUGAAGCCACCACAACCUCCUGCUCCAAUUCCAUCACGACCGCCUUCUCAUGUUGCUCCGCCACUGCCUCCUCUCAUGAGCAGCAGUGGUGGUACCGGCUCAAACUAUUCAGGCGGCGAACUACUUCCACCUCCUUCUCCAGGCCUUGCAUUUAGCACUGCGAAGAGUACGUUUACAUAUGAGGAGUUGGCGCGCGCAACGGAUGGCUUCUCUGAUGCUAACCUCCUUGGACAAGGUGGAUUUGGAUAUGUUCAUAGAGGUAUUCUCCCUAAUGGUAAAGAGGUUGCUGUUAAGCAGCUGAAAGCUGGAAGUGGACAAGGAGAACGUGAAUUUCAAGCUGAAGUAGAGAUUAUUAGCCGUGUUCAUCAUAAACAUCUUGUUUCUCUUGUUGGAUACUGCAGCACCGGGUUUCAGAGGCUACUUGUUUAUGAGUUUGUUCCCAACAAUACAUUGGAAUUUCAUUUACAUGGAAAUGGACGACCAACGAUGGAUUGGCCAACAAGAUUGCGAAUUGCUUUAGGAUCUGCAAAAGGACUUGCUUAUCUUCAUGAAGAUUGUCAUCCUAAGAUCAUUCAUCGUGAUAUUAAAGCUGCUAACAUCCUUCUCGAUUUUAAGUUUGAAGCAAAGGUUGCUGAUUUUGGUCUUGCAAAGAUUGCUUCCGAUCUCAACACUCAUGUUUCUACUCGAGUGAUGGGGACUUUUGGGUAUCUGGCUCCAGAAUAUGCAGCAAGUGGAAAACUUACAGACAAAUCAGAUGUUUUCUCUUAUGGAGUCAUGCUCCUUGAGCUAUUAACUGGACGUCGACCGGUUGAUAAAAAUCAGACUUACAUGGAUGAUAGUUUGGUGGAAUGGGCUAGGCCUUUGCUCAUGCGUGCUUUAGAAGAAAAUAAUUUAGAUUCUCUGAUUGAUCCAAGACUUCAGAAUGAAUUUGACCCUAGUGAGAUGACGCGUAUGGUAGCAUGUGCUGCAGCUUGCACACGCCACUCAGCAAAGCGUCGACCAAGGAUGAGCCAGGUAAAGUGAAUAAUUUGUUCUAUCAUUUAUUACUGCACUCCAUUCCUUUUGAACUGUCUUUUUAAGAAGAAAAACUAUCAUUCGUUGUGCUGCUACUGUAAAAUCAAACCUAGGUCUUACUUUCCAUUCUGAGUUCCUUGUAUAUGUAAGCAU